Perca flavescens (yellow perch) is the source of this 1789-nucleotide messenger RNA. It is a transcript of the gene sprn, whose product is annotated as shadow of prion protein. Bases 29 to 508 code for a protein of 159 amino acids. The transcript is spliced from 2 exons. NCBI's taxonomy places the organism in Eukaryota, Metazoa, Chordata, Actinopteri, Perciformes, Percidae. The record is from RefSeq and is a predicted model, not a curated record. Gene Ontology annotation, cellular component: membrane.
CAUCAAUCAUUAGGAUAUACUGGUUAAAAUGGACAUGUCAGGAAUGAACCAGGUAGUAGCAACAUGCUGGACCUGCCUCCUGCUAUCUGCUUUCCUGUGUGAGCCGGUGCUAUCCAAGGGCGGUCGUGGAGGGUCCCGGGGCUCCUCUCGAGGCUCCCACUCCCGCAGCUCCACAGCAGGGAGUUACCGGGGAGGAGGCGCCUAUGGUGGGACUCGCUCUCGCGUCAGGGUGGCAGGGCGAUCGUCCGCAGUGAGGGUGGCAAGUGCAGCAGCAGCAGGGGCAGCAGUAGCAGUGGCGUUAACAGCGGAUAAAUGGUACGCCUCUGCCUACCGCCGCAGCAAAGCCGACAACUCGGAAGAAGAGCUGGAUUACUACAACAGGACCAAUUACUUUGAUGCACAAAUUUCAGGCUCAACUCAAAAUGGAUCAUCUCUCUCCCAACUGGUUUCUAUCAUUAUUGCAACAUUUUCCCCAAAAUAUGGACUUUUACUGGACAGUAUACUGUAGAUACAGCUUAUUUCUUUUUUAGGAUAAGUUCCUGAUUCAGUCUAAGACUGAGCUUCUGCCCUGGAUCUGAAUAUAAUGUGCAGGACUGGCUGGAACCUGCAGUGGGAAGACAAGUUAGAGGUGCAACACAGUGGUGGAAGGACACAGAAAUUACAAAAAAACAUCACUGUACUGUAUGUUUUUAGACAUAUAAUCAUCUAUACCAACGGAUAAAUACACAUUAUCAACACAGUAUUCAUUGUGAUAUUUCACCUCACCUUUGUCAAAUCUGUCAGUGUGUGUGACAGAAACUGAGGUCGAACACAACAAUAAUUAGCUUCCUUCCCUAAAGCUUGAUUCCUAGAUUUAACUGUGAAAAUGUUUUAUCAUAAAAAUCAAUAACCUUCAUAAAGUGUUAUCAAAUUGCAGACUGCCAAUUUUAAUAGUACUGUCAAACUUAAUUGUAUCUUGAAAAUCGAAUAAUAUGCACAAAAAGUGCAAAGUGAAUGACCAGCAUCAAUGUUCUGUACAACUGAGGUAAAUCAUUUGUUAGCAGACUUGGGUCUAAAUAUAAAGCCUGAACCUGCAGGAGUUUAUGUAGAACACUGAAGUCAUUCCAUACAGUUUCUAAAGAGUCAAAGCAUCAAGUUGGCACCAGCAUUAGACUGUCCCUGAAAUUAAACUGCCACAUAUAAUUUUUUUAAUAUUCUUACAUUUGACUUUUUAACCUCAACCAACAUGCUUUUUGUUACUCCAUUCUUUCUGCAAAACUUAAUUUCAAGAUUGAAUUCAAAGAUCUAUUUAUGGAGCUAGUCAAGUCAAUUAUAUUUAUAUAGCCCAAUAUCACAAAUUGCAAAUUUGCCACAGGACAUAGGACAGCCUGUCCUUUUCGAACAUAGUCAUACAGCAGUCACUAGUGUUGCCAUAAAGAUGAUUAUCUACAAUAAGACAAGGCAAAUGACAAUAUUGUGUGUUGGGAGAGCUAAACUGUUUUUCCACAAUCAUCCUGAAUUUCUGUGCAAUUCAUACCCUUUUAUAACACCUGAAAUUUAGCUAUUUCAUUUCUCAGACCUGUGUACGAACUACAUCAUGGCUGAGAGGGACACUAGAAAACAAACUGCUCCUCUCACUGUUAUUUAUGUCUCUGAUGGUCUGUCUAUCAUCCCACAAAAGCUUUUUACCUGCAGUAGACACUCAGGAGUAUCAGACUGUUCCAUAUGAAUAAGUGCACUCUAUUAUAUGAUACAACACUUAUGUACAUAAUAAAUGAAGAGGUUAACACUGUCUUUAUGCUAAUAAAUA